Aureobasidium uvarum is the source of this 540-nucleotide messenger RNA. The record is from the annotation of a GenBank genome assembly. NCBI's taxonomy places the organism in Eukaryota, Fungi, Ascomycota, Dothideomycetes, Dothideales, Saccotheciaceae.
AUGAACAUUGCCGCCAUGCUAGAGCCAAUUCACGACGCACCGCAUCCUGUCACAGCAUCGUCUUCCUCAUCGCAGUUGCUACAACGUCUCCCUGCUAUCACGCAUGUGACGCCGGGACUACAACAACAGCCCGUCUCAUCCCAUCAGAUUCCCAACCACCCUGGACUACCUAUAGAGCCACACUCUGCAUUGCCGCCUCGUCGACAUGCCCUGCCACAGCGCAUGGACUCCAUAUCAUCGAACAAUUCAUCCACUCAUGGCUCCAUUGAUUACACCACACAGCCCUAUCCAUCAUCGUCAUCUCCAUCGACAACACAACGCCCCAGGUCCAACAGCACAGUACGCAGAGAUUCUUCUGUCUCUCCAUCACAAGCGAACUCACAGCCGCGUCAUCGCGGCAAACAAACAAAAGCUGCUUGCAUUCCCUGCCGCAAGCGCAAAUCAAAGGUACUGUUCCUCCUGCCCAGCACAGAUCCCCUCGAAACCUGCGAGCUUAAUCCCGCAACUUCCACCCAUGCUGCAACGAUGAACAAGCUAUAA